This is a messenger RNA of Nerophis lumbriciformis (worm pipefish), 1408 nucleotides long. RefSeq names its product solute carrier family 25 member 32b (gene slc25a32b). Gene Ontology annotation, biological process: transmembrane transport; nucleotide transport. The record is from RefSeq and is a predicted model, not a curated record. NCBI's taxonomy places the organism in Eukaryota, Metazoa, Chordata, Actinopteri, Syngnathiformes, Syngnathidae.
UGUCUACGGUUGACACUAGUUGACACUUCCUACUACCGCUUGUCAACAACGUGGGUCGCAAAGCUAACAUGCGUUUAAAAUGAGGUAAUUACAAAGAACGGGCUGUUUAUUGUUACACGGUGCUAUAUUCACGCGCUCACUUGGCAACAUUUUACGGCAACAAUGCCCAGCAAAUCUAAAGACGAUUUAUAAUUCAGUGUAGCGAGCCGCUAAGAGGCUAACGGCCAUAAACAUGAACAUGAACGCUGGUCAUGAUGGCAAGUCAUUCCCCGGACAUAUCAAGCAGGUUUUCAGGCAAAUGAAGGUAGAAAACUUGAUUGCUGGUCUCACCGGAGGAGUUUUGUCGACCCUGGUGGUUCACCCUCUCGAUUUGGUCAAAAUCAGGUUUGCAGUGAGUGAUGGUUUGGAAUUGAGGCCCAAGUAGUAAUGGGGCAUAAUGCACUGUAUGAAGAGUGUGUGGCAGCAGGAAGGACUGAGGGGACUCUAAGGAGUAACCCCCAAUGUGUGGGGUGCCGGAGCAUCUUGGGGCCUCUACUUUUUCUUCUAUGAAGCAAUCAAAGCGUACGUUAAAGACGGCCAAUCAGAUAGACUGAGCGCCACACAACACCUGGUGUCUGCAGCUGAAGCAGGGAUCCUGACACUCACCUUAACCAACCCUAUCUGGGUGACCAAGACCAGGCUUGUGCUGCAAUACAGUUCUGACCCAACUAGGAAACAGUACAAGGGAAUGCUUGAUGCAUUGGUCAAGAUCUACCGCACGGAAGGGGUGUCAGGCCUCUACAAGGGUUAUGUUCCCGGGCUCUUUGGAACCUCCCAUGGAGCGCUGCAGUUCAUGGCCUAUGAGCAGCUCAAAAGACGCUACAAACGAUACAAGACGGUUCCUUCGGAUGCAAAGCUGAACACAUUGGAAAACAUCACGACGGCGGCACUUUCCAAAAUAUUUGCCGUGAGUAUGACGUAUCCAUAUCAGGUGGUGCGAGCUCGACUGCAAGACCAGCACAAUACGUACAACGGUAUGGUGGAUGUCAUCAGGCGGACAUGGAGGAAUGAAGGCGCCAUCGGGUUCUACAAAGGCAUCAUCCCCAACCUUAUCAGAGUCACUCCUGCAAGCUGCAUCACAUUUGUAGUUUAUGAAAAUGUCUCUCGCUUACUUCUGGACCCGAGGUAGCAAUGUUAACACUGAAGGCAAAGGACGCCGAUAUCAAAACACACCAACAUAAAAAGAACAGGUGGCGAACAGACUGAUUUCAUCGCGUCACAGCCUGGAAUAUGAACCUCAAGUUUCAAGGAGAAUAGACCUGCAUGUUUGCACUACACCUGUAAGGAUGUAAUGCUGCUAUGAAAUUCAUGUUUAUACAAUUGUGUGUACAUGUCACUUAAAGAACUUUCAUAAAUUAAAACAUUCAUA